CUGCCCCAGUCACAUCAGCUGUUGAGUUGACAGUGACAUUGUUUUGUUGCUCGCUGGCAGUUGCCUGGGGUGAAGUGGACGGUUUUAUUUCACCUGACUCUUGGGAUUUUCUUUGAUUUUAAUUAAAACUUUUAGGCAAUAAUUUUCGGUCGUAUUUAGUCACCGGGUGAACCUUGACAUGACUGCGGAAACGUUUGACUUGGAAAAAAUCCUCCGCCUUUUUGAGAGGAGUCUCCACAGCGAUGAUGACGUGCUCAUGGACGAAUACUUGGAAGGCUACAAAGAAAUUAGCAAAUUUUUUCACUUGAUGGGUUCAGUGUUUAGUUUCGUAAGCAGCGAUGUUAAGAGCAAAAUAGAAAUAUUAGAAGAAUUUAGAUCGAAAGAUAACGCCGAAAAAUUCGUAAGCUUUCGAGGUAUGAUCGAGUAUGAAAAACAUGAAAAUCUGCUAACGAAGCCAAAUUACGUAUCCGGAAGCAGAACACUCCUCCGACUUCAUCGCGGACUAGAUUUCAUUAGAGAAUUUUUAGGCCAACUGCCUAAUUUAUCACCCAACGAAAAGGCUACUGCCGUCUGCCAAGCAGCUUACAAUGGCACGUUGGCCAAACAUCAUCCGUGGAUUGUUCGUAAAAGUGCAGUAGUUGCCAUGUAUGCGAUGCCAACACGCGAAGAUUUGCUCAAGAAAGUUUGUAUUGACGCUGAUAAGGCAAUUGCUGUUUUACCCGAUUGGCUUAACGUCACGAAAAUGGUUUACGAUCGAACGGAAAAUUUAUAUACAGUAUAUGACUUACAUAGUCUACCCUAAAUUGGUAUUAGUUAGUUUUUGAGAUUUCAUUCUAAAUUUUUAGGAUAAUUUUUUGAGGAAAUUGUAUGAAAAGACAGCGAGCCGUUUUUAUUGUGAUCAUAUCUAACUCAAAAACUAGAACAUUCCUUUUUAUCAAUGCGAGCUUUUAGAUGAAAAAUCUAAACCGAAGAUUUGCUAACUAGCUGACAUCUUGCUUUAUUUUUCAAAUUUUACUUACAUUAAUUUAGUGCAAUCUAGAGCAGCUGGAGAGUCGAUUUUUUCAAUUUGCUUUUCCAAAUUGCAUUGUGGUCUUCUUCAACUUCUAUAAAUGAUAAGCUAAGUUCUAAUAUGAGACGUAAUAAACUAUUGAAAGGAUCGUAAAG
This is a messenger RNA of Hermetia illucens (black soldier fly), 1164 nucleotides long. Its product is annotated as ceramide-1-phosphate transfer protein. Gene Ontology annotation, molecular function: ceramide 1-phosphate transfer activity; ceramide 1-phosphate binding. The transcript is spliced from 3 exons. Gene Ontology annotation, cellular component: cytosol; cytoplasm; membrane. The record is from RefSeq and is a predicted model, not a curated record. Bases 179 to 802 code for a protein of 207 amino acids. Gene Ontology annotation, biological process: ceramide transport; intermembrane lipid transfer. NCBI's taxonomy places the organism in Eukaryota, Metazoa, Arthropoda, Insecta, Diptera, Stratiomyidae.